Diaporthe citri is the source of this 1176-nucleotide messenger RNA. RefSeq lists its product as uncharacterized. The coding region runs from base 1 to 1176 and encodes 391 amino acids. The transcript has 2 exons. The record is from RefSeq and is a predicted model, not a curated record. NCBI's taxonomy places the organism in Eukaryota, Fungi, Ascomycota, Sordariomycetes, Diaporthales, Diaporthaceae.
AUGGCUGAAGGUCAUUACACCGACCAGAACCCAAGCUCAAGCAUGAGCAUGGAAGCACUGUCCAUGCAGGAUAGAACACAGGAGGAUGCGAGGGCUCUGUCCCGUGGGUUGGCGUCACUCCCUAUGGAGAUGAUCCUCGAGAUGGUUGAGAGUCUGCCUCCCGCCCAUGACACUGUCCAAACAGGCUAUGCUGGUUCAGAUGCUUUGCAUUCAGCUCAAGCAGGACUUGAUGCGCUGCGAGCUCUGUGCGGGGUCUCCAGGCAAAUGCAAUUUGUUGCGAAGCCACACCUCUACCGAACCAUCGUCGUCUCCGACCCGUACAAGUUGCAUCGUCUCCGUAAAACCCUGGACACCUCCCCUGAACUCGGCGAGCACGUCAAAUCGCUUACUGUGUACCGAUAUUUCGCUGAAUCAGACGUUGAAGAUGAGGACGAUAAUUAUGUUCCAGAGAACAUGACUCUAAGCCAAUUCUCCGAGACGUUGGUAGCAGUCCUUGAGAAAACGCCUAAUCUUGUCACAUUGUCUCUGAAUUUCGACAGAACGACGGAGUUCCAAGACUCAAGGCCUUUCGAGACAUUGGGGGAGUCUCUACACAUGGAUAUCAGUCGUGCAAAAGAUUCCAACCACCCGCAAGGAUUCUUGCCCAACGUGGUGACCUUGGGGAUUUUGCUUCCUUCGGGCGAGGCUUCAGAGAUACAACGAUCUGGAGAGUAUCAGAUCUUCAACGACCUGCUAAACUUGCCCUCCCUGAGCCAUAUUGUUGUCCGGCGACCUGGACCUGGACCCUUCCAAGGUCGCGAAAUCUACGCAGAACUUCUCGUUCUCAUCGCCGACUUGAGGGUUUUCCCAUUGCAGGACGCAGACGGCGAAAAUGUUGCACCGGUGCCAGAAGAUUACCAAGACCAACGGAUACCGGUGCCCUAUCCUAUUGCUCGCCACAUGACAAUUCCAUGGACGAUUUGGUUUCUCGAGGCCAUUGAGGCGCUUUCUCCGACUUACUUCCCGCAGCUGAAUACGGUGGGUCUCGAGUACGAGACCAGUCAAAUCAACGAUCAUGGCUUCGCCGUUAUCAAUCAAAUCCUAAACAGCUCUGAGCGAUACUUUGUCUCAAAAAUGCAAGCUCUACAGGGAACCAUGGAGCAGAAGGGCAUUCACUUCAGUUUAACUAAACUAUGA